UCCAAUACUUGCAGUUUUUAGAUUGGAACACUUGAUAAAUAUUUCAUUAUCCAUGAUUAAAGAUAGAAGAAUUCCUGUUACUACUGAUGCUCAUCACACAACUGUUGUUUGUUCCUGAUCCCUGUAAAGUUUUUAUCCAUCUUCAUGAUUCAGUUUUGAGUGUCUUUCUGGUUAUAUAUGUCUCACAAAUUGGAGAAUUUUUCAGGUGUGAACUGUAUGUCUUCGAUUUCUUCUCUAGACUUUGUUAAUUUUAAUGUUUUAUUUAGUUCGGAUGAUGGACAAACGUUUUGUUUUGUUUGCUUUAAGUGGAGGAGGAAUCUGAAAAUUGUUUUUGUUGAGAUGUUGAUGCUAUGUUAGCUUUGAGUUGUUUAAUACAACACCUGACCCAUCUGCAUCUCUUCAAUCAUCCUUUGUUUCUGUGCGUGUCAAAAUCUGGUUAAUCAAAUAUUUUUCUGUGCUUCAAAAUGACCUUUCUGCAGUAUUCACUGACCAGAUAAGGUGGCAGAAAUGAGAAAUCAACACCAAUGAUUUAUGUUGAUCUUUUAUAAAUUAUGAGAAUGCGGUCUGCUUUAGGUAAAGAAUGCUUUUUCUUUAUAAAGUACACCGGAGAAUCAAACUUUUACUUUUUCUUUUUGAGUUCUAUUUUUUCUUGGAUUCUUAACUAUCACAAUAGUGCCCUUUGUUUUUCUUUUAACUUCUCCCUUCUUGGUUGUUUCUGAAACUUAUAACCACCGAUUUGUGAGGCAAUUUCUUUAUUCUCGGUGAAAAAUGCACUUUAGUCCCCCAUUAUCUAAAGUUCAGAGGCAAACCUUUGGCUUUUUACUUUUUCUUUUUAAAUGGAGGAGUCAGCAUAACACUUCAGGUAUUGAAUGAAAGAAAAUGCCUCAACUGAUGCAUUUGAAAGAAGGAAGUUCCCUUUCUUUGUAAAUGCUACAGGAUCAGCCAACAACUUGCUGCAACUUCCAAAGCCAGACUAGGAGAGAAUGAAGAACAGUUAAGCUCAGAAGCCGGAACCAUCACUUGCCUUGAUUUUGCAUAAAACAAUAACCAUGAAGUUGCAGUUCUCAAUUGUUACACUUGUUCUAUUCGGCUCCACACUGUCUCUCUGUGGCCUGAUUGUAGCUGACUUGAACUCUGACAAACAAGCUCUGUUGGAGUUUGCUUCAAGUGUUCUACAUGCCCCAAGGCUCAACUGGAAGAAUGACUCUGCUUCAAUUUGCAUGUCAUGGGUUGGUGUGACAUGCAACUCAAAUGGCACACGUGUCAUAGGCCUUCACCUUCCAGGAAUGGGAUUAACCGGGACCAUUCAAGAGAACAGCAUAGGAAAACUAGAUGCUCUUAGGGUCCUCAGUCUUCAUUCUAAUGGCCUAAGAGGAAAUCUUCCUUCUAACAUCCUCUCUAUUCCUUCACUCCAAUUUGUAUACCUUCAGCACAAUAACUUCUCUGGUGCAAUUCCUUCUCCUGUGUCCCUUAAACUCUUUGCAUUUGAUAUCUCCUUUAACUCCUUUUCUGGCAGCAUCCCACCUACAUUUCAGAACCUGAGAAGACUCACUUGGUUGUAUCUCCAAAACAAUUCCAUAUCUGGUGCUGUUCCUGACUUCAACCUUCCAAGUCUCAAACAUUUGAACUUGAGCUAUAAUAACUUCAAUGGCUCAAUUCCAAAUUCCAUAAAGACAUUCCCUUAUUCUUCUUUUGUCGGGAACUCUCUCUUAUGUGGGCCACCACUAAAUGAUUGCUCCACAAUCUCCCCUUCUCCAUCUCCUUCCACUGAUGAUUACCAGCCACUCACCCCACCUACCACCCAAAACCAAAAGGGUACCAACCAUAAGAAAAGCUUUGGCCUGGCUCCUAUCCUUGCUCUAGUCAUUGGGGUCUUUGCCUUCCUCUCUCUGCUAGUUGUAGUGAUCUGUGUGUUCUGUUUGAAGAGGAAGAAGAACAGUAAAAGCAGUGGCAUACUGAAAGGAAAGGCUUCUUGUGCUGGAAAGACAGAGGUUUCAAAGAGUUUCGGAAGUGGGGUGCAAGGGGCUGAAAAAAACAAACUAUUUUUCUUUGAAGGUUCCUCUUCAAGCUUUGACCUUGAGGAUUUGCUGAAGGCUUCAGCUGAAGUUCUUGGAAAAGGAAGUUAUGGAACAGCAUACAAGGCUGUUUUGGAGGAGGGAACAACAGUGGUAGUCAAAAGGUUGAAAGAAGUUGUGGUAGGAAAGAAGGAGUUUGAGCAGCAUUUGGAGAUUGUUGGGAAAUUUGGAAGCCACCCAAAUGUGAUGCCCCUAAGGGCUUAUUACUAUUCCAAAGAUGAAAAACUUCUGGUUUACAACUACAUGCCAGGUGGCAGCUUGUUUUUCCUGUUGCACGGAAACAGAGGUGCAGGAAGAACCCCACUUGACUGGGAUUCCAGAGUGAAGAUUCUGCAUGGAGCUGCAAAGGGAAUUGCUUUCAUCCACUCCGAGGGAGGUCCAAAAUUCACACAUGGCAACAUCAAGUCAAACAAUGUGCUGAUAACCCAAGAACUAGAGGGUUGCAUCAGUGAUGUUGGAUUGCCACCUCUAAUGAACACCCCAGCAACCAUGUCGAGAGGCAAUGGAUAUAGAGCUCCAGAAGUCACAGACUCAAAGAAGAUCACUCAGAAGUCUGAUGUAUACAGCUUUGGGGUGCUGCUGCUUGAAAUGCUGACAGGGAAGACCCCACUUAGGUAUCCAGGGUACGAGGAUGUGGUUGAUCUUCCAAGGUGGGUGAGGUCUGUUGUGAGGGAGGAAUGGACUGCAGAAGUGUUUGAUGAGGAGCUUCUGAGAGGACAAUACGUUGAAGAGGAAAUGGUGCAGAUGCUUCAGAUUGCAUUAGCAUGUGUAGCUAAGGGCUCAGAAAAUAGGCCUAGAAUGGAUGAAGUUGCUAGAAUGAUCGAGGAAAUUAAGCAUCCUGAGUUGAAGAACCGGCCAUCUUCUGAGUCUGAAUCCAAUGCGCACACACCAUGAUCAAUCUUUUUUAUCUUUUCCUUCAACCUUGUUCCAAGAGGGAGAGUAAUAACAUUUCAAGAGAAUUGGAUGUUCUCGUAUUUUGUUCUGUCCUCAAUUAAUAAGCAUGUUUCAUUGUAAAAUACUUUACUCAUGUUUUUAUUCAUGUUGCCCUUAACAGCUUCCUUCAUGUUUCACAAAGUUAUGAAAAAAAUUGGCUGAUUGUUGUUCGGUCUUUAGAAUUAAUUCAAGCUCCAUUUUGCA
Vigna unguiculata (cowpea) is the source of this 3212-nucleotide messenger RNA. Its product is annotated as putative inactive receptor kinase At5g58300. Lineage: Eukaryota; Viridiplantae; Streptophyta; Magnoliopsida; Fabales; Fabaceae. The record is from RefSeq and is a predicted model, not a curated record. Gene Ontology annotation, biological process: protein phosphorylation. Gene Ontology annotation, molecular function: protein kinase activity; ATP binding; protein binding.